AUGGCGGCCGCGGUGACGGUGACGGUGGAGCCCGCGGGCCGCAGCUGCUGGGACGAGCCCGUGCGCGUCGUGGUGCGCGGCCUGGCGCCGGGGCAGCCGGUCACGCUGCGGGCGUCCCUGCGCGACGAGAAGGGCGCGCGCUUCCGGGCCCACGCGCGCUACCGCGCCGGCGCCGGCGGCGAGCUGGACCUGGCGCGCGCGCCCGCGCUGGGCGGCAGCUUCGCGGGGCUGGAGCCCAUGGGGCUCUUCUGGGCCCUGGAGCCCGAGAAGCCUUUUUGGCGGUUCCUGAAGCGGGACGUGCAGACGCCCUUCGCCGUGGAGCUGGAGGUGCUCGACGGCCACGAGCCCGAGGGCGGGCGGCUGCUGGGCCGGACGGUGCACGAGCGCCACUUCCUGGCGCCCGGGGUGCGGCGGGAGCCGGUGCGCGCGGGCCGGGUGCGCGGCACGCUCUUCCUGCCGCCAGGUGGAGGGCCCUUCCCCGGGGUCAUUGAUCUGUUUGGAAGUGGUGGUGGCCUUUGUGAAUACAGGGCCAGCCUCCUGGCGGGACAUGGCUUUGCUGUGCUUGCUCUGGCUUAUUUCAGAUUUGAGGACCUCCCUGAAAGUCUGGAUGUUGUGCACUUGGAGUACUUUGAAGAAGCCGUGGACUUCAUGCUGCAGCAUCCAAAGGUGAAAGGCCCUAGUGUUGGGCUUCUUGGAUUCUCCAAAGGAGGUGACUUGUGUCUCUCAAUGGCCUCUUUCUUGAAGGGCAUCACAGCCACGGUGGUUAUCAAUUCCUGUGUGGCCAACACCAUAGCUCCUCUGCAUUACAAGGAUAUGGUUAUUCCCGGCCUCAGCAGUGACCUAGGGAAACAUACAACCACCGAGUCGGGCCUUUUAAAUUUCAUGAAUAUUUGGAAUGAUCCACUGGAAAAACCCUACCGCCAGAGUCUUAUUCCGUUGGAAAAGGCCCAGGGACCCUUCCUGUUUAUUGUUGGCAUGGAUGAUUACAGCUGGAGGAGUGACCACUAUGCUGAUAUAGCCUCUGAACGGUUACAAGCCCACGGGAAGGACAGACCCCAGAUAAUCCACUACCCAGGAACUGGCCACUGCAUCGACCCACCUUAUUUCCCUCCGAGCACAGCCUCUGUGCAUGCAGUAUUGGGCCUAGCUAUAUACUACGGAGGCGAGCCAAAGGUGCAUUCAAGGGCACAGGUAGAUGCCUGGCAGCAAAUUCAAACUUUCUUCCAUAAGCAUCUCGAUGGAAAAAAAUCUGUCAACAGCAAAAUGUAA
Messenger RNA from Pipistrellus nathusii (Nathusius's pipistrelle), 1269 nucleotides. NCBI's taxonomy places the organism in Eukaryota, Metazoa, Chordata, Mammalia, Chiroptera, Vespertilionidae. The record is from the annotation of a GenBank genome assembly.